AUGGAAAAAACUGAAAUUCGGGCAGUGAUAAAAUAUCAAUAUUUGAAAGGCUUAAAACCUCAAGAAAUAAUAAAUGACUUCAAUAAAACUUUGGGUUCCUCUGCUCCAUCGAAAACAACUGUUAACGAUUGGUAUAAUGAAUUCAAACGUGGUCGUUCAAGCACAAGUGACGUAGAACGUUCAGGAAGGCCAAAAGAGGUCGCAACUGAAGAAAUGAUCGAAAAAAUUCAUGAUAUUCUGAUAGAAAAUCGUAAAAUCAAAGUUCGUGAAAUUGCUAACCGUGUAAACAUUUCUUAUGAACGUGUCUUUAAUAUUUUCCACAAACAUUUGGAAAUAAAAAAGCUUGCUGCCAGAUGGGUGCCGCGCGUGUUGACUGUUGACCAAAAACGCAACCGAGUGACGACUUCUCAACAGUGUUUGGACAUGUUUAAUCGCAAUCUAUCGGAAGUUUUGCGUCGUUUUAUUACGAUGGACGAAAACGCAGCAAUCGGCUGCGUUUUCCAGCAAUCGGCUGGAAAGGUUAUGGCAAGUGUCUUUUGGGACGCACGUGGCAUAAUAUUUAUUGAUUUCUUAGAAAAAAAGAAAGACGAUCACUGGAGAGUAUUAUGCGUCCUUAUUAAAUCGCAUACGGGAUGA
Molecule: messenger RNA, 636 nt
Organism: Hydra vulgaris (swiftwater hydra)
Lineage: Eukaryota; Metazoa; Cnidaria; Hydrozoa; Anthoathecata; Hydridae
Product: protein GVQW3-like
Molecular function (GO): nucleic acid binding
Source: RefSeq, a predicted model, not a curated record